AUGUUGAAUAGCAACCUUGCCGUUCAGUUGAGCCAAGCACGGGCAAGACAGCAGGCGCAAGAAGCCAGCCGCUUGAGCUCGCCGUUUCUGCAACACUUAGCAUAUCUGUUUGGCCCGUUUUCAGCGGUCUGGGCUCUUCUCUGGGCAGCAAGGUGGCGCUACAGCGAUGCAGAGCGCCUGCGAGAGCUUGAGUCUAAGCCUGGAGGAGCAAUCUUGCUGGACCUUCUUGCAUGGAGAGUAACCGCGCACCUGGGUCCGUACCAGGUGCCUAACUUCUCCAAAUCCAAGAUGCAUGAAGAACCUCUGAGGGUUCUCCAGGACCCUCUGCUUCUGGACUAUGAACGGAUGCGGGCACUUAGCAGGCUCGGGCAGCUGUCGCAGAGGCACUUGGCGGCGUUGGGUUUUUCACCCCCAGGUGGACAGCCAGGUUCGCCCUUGAAAGCGAUAGAGCCAAUUCUCUUUGAGGCCUUCUACGAGGACCCGGCCAGUCAAACACAGACUCCUGGCACCAGCUCUGACACGCAUCGGGCUCUUGCGGCCAAGAUCAUUCUGGAUGUGGUAGCCGCCUGUCCAUUCGAGGAGCGGUGCGUUCCCGCUUGGGUUCUCAGUGGCUUGGUGAAGGCCCAAGGCAUCCCGUGGCAAGUUGGUCCGCAAGGAGAAGAGCUGCGUGCAACGCUCCUGUGCCAACUGUUGCGCACUCCAUCCAAUGCAGCAGCUGCUGGUUCACUGAGAGAGGUAAGGGAAUAUCUGGGUGGCGCAGGCAUGAAGAGGAAGGAAGACACGAUUUGGCCAUUGAAGGCCUACCUGCUCAGUGGCGAGACUCAUGAUCUGCUUCGCAGGGGAGCCAAACUGGUGACAAAGCAGUGCCCGGGUUCAAUUGAACUGCAGAUGAGGAGGAAGAGAGAUACUCCAAGCCUCCAAACAAAGCGAGACCUGCGCAACCUUUGGACUUCCAUUUUGCUUACUGCAGGAUGGGCUUCUUUCCGCCACUGGACUGCAGUCUUCACUGCCCAGGCAGUGCUUCAGCUUGCUGCUGGUGUUGGCGGUGCCAUUGCAGGUACACUUGUGCUGGAAGCAGUUUGGAGCGCAGAAGAGCAGGUCAUCCAAUCAGACUGGUACUGGCAGGAUGCCUAUGGUUCAGUGCCGUCUGCAGCCAUGGUGGUGAUCAACUGCGUGGCUCUUGCAUGGGCCUCGCGCUUCUCCUGCAUCCUUCCGUUUGUUGCGUGCAGACUGUUCAAAGAUGACUACCUGGACGCGCAUCGGACCUUCCCCUGA
Messenger RNA from Symbiodinium pilosum, 1275 nucleotides. The record is from the annotation of a GenBank genome assembly. Lineage: Eukaryota; Dinophyceae; Suessiales; Symbiodiniaceae.